CCAUCUUGGGACCGGGCGGAAGUCCAGCGAGAGCGGGAGGUUUCCGCUUCCUAGAGUGGCGGCGCCACUUCCGGGCAGUUCCUCAAUGGCGGCGGAGAGCUGAGGAGAGCGGGAAGCGGCAGCAGGUACCUCUGAAUGAACCUUGUGAAGAAGACCCUGUGAGAGCUUUGCCCUAGGAUGUCUUAGGACUGAAAUGAAGGGUCACUGCAUUGGCACGAACAAGGGAUAAGUAGGAGAAAGGCGUAUUUCCAGUGACAUCCUUGGAGGAAAGAGAGGAUUCUGCUGUUAAAAGAGGAGUUUGGGUACGAGACCAGAGGGCUACGGCAAUACAAAGAUCGAGAAGAGGAAAUCUUGUGCUGUUCCGGAGUUCAUAUCUGUGACCUUUUGGCAUAAUAUUUGAAACAUAAAUAAAAAAGAAUGGAAAAUCUUCAUCCUUGUUCCACAUCACAUACAGAGGAGAAGCUACAUAUGUAUAUGGAUUUUGGGGAAUGUUUCCUGUGGGAAAGUUCUCUUACUAAAUAUCAACAAACUCACAUAGGAGAGAAGCCAUAUACAUGCGUGGAAUGUGGAAAGAGCUUCACUCACAGUGGAGAUCUAUAUCGCCAUCAAAGGAUCCACACAGGGGAGAAGCCGUAUCAAUGCAUCGAAUGUGGAAAGAGCUUCAGUCAUAGUGGAGCUCUGUGUUACCAUCAAAGGACACACACGGGGGAGAAGCCGUAUCAAUGCAUGGAAUGUGGAAAGAACUUCAGUCGGAAUGACCACCUGCGUUCCCAUCAAAGGAUCCACACAGGGGAGAAGCCCUAUCAAUGCAUCGAAUGUGGAAAGAGCUUCAGUCACAGUGGAGCUCUGUGUUUACAUCAAAGGACACACACGGGGGAGAAGCCAUAUCAAUGUAUGGAAUGUGGAAAGAGCUUCAGUCAGAGUGGACAGUUGCGUUCCCAUGAAAGCACCCACACAGGGGAGAAGCCGUAUCAAUGUAUGGAAUGUGGAAAGAGCUUCAAUCGGAGUGGACACCUGCACCUCCAUCAAAGGACCCACACAGGGGAGAAGCCACAUAAAUGCAUGGAAUGUGGAAAGAGCUUCAGUCACAGUGCAGCUCUGUGUUCCCAUCAUAGGACCCACACAGGGGAGAAGCCAUAUCAAUGCAUGGAAUGUGGAAAGGGCUUCAUUAGGAGUGGAGAUCUUCAUUCCCAUGAAAGGACCCACACAGGGGAGAAGCCAUAUCAGUGCAUGGAAUGUGGAAAGAGCUUCAGUCGUAGUGACAUUCUGCGUUCCCAUCAAAGGAUGCACACAGGGGAGAAGCCGUAUCAGUGCACGGAAUGUGGAAAGAGCUUCAGUCAGAGGGGAAAUCUGCGUUCCCAUCAAAGGACCCACGGAGCAGAGCAGCCAUAUAAAUGCAUGUUUUGUGGAAAGGAAUUCAGUCAAAGUGGACUGCUGCAUUCCCAUCAAAUGACCCACACAGGGGAGAAGCCAUAUCAGUGCAUGGAAUGUGGAAAGGGCUUCAUUAGGAGUGGAGAUCUUCAUUCCCAUGAAAGGACCCACACAGGGGAGAAGCCAUAUCAGUGUAUGGAAUGUGGAAAGAGCUUCAGUCGUAGUGACAUUCUGCGUUCCCAUGAAAGGACCCACACAGGGGAGAAGCCGUAUCAGUGCAUGGAAUGUGGAAAGAGCUUCAGUCAGAGGGGAAAUCUGCGUUCCCAUCAAAGGACCCACACACGGUUAGAGGAAGAGACCUGCCUUUAAAUUUCCUAUUCUAUUUAAAAAAUCCCUCCAUAGGCAGGCAAAGAAUGGGAGAAUGGAAUCACAGAGGAAGGCCACCACUUUGUUCUCUUUCUGUCGUGGACAACAGUCUUGUGUGGAUUGACUUGAUUACUGGUGUGGGCAGGUCUCCCACAGAGGACGACUCUUCUCGCUAUUGCAGCCUUUUUUGAAGGGGUCAAUCUGACCUCUUCCUCCUCAAGGAAAGUAUCCCAGACUUCUCGCAUGAUUUGUAAAGGCUUGCUGAAAUAAGAGCAGACGAUAUCUUAUGGAAAAGACCAGCUCUUUGGGAGCAGAUAACGGCAUUCCUUCGUACUGUUGUCCUGGAUCUUGGCUCUGAUCCCUCGGUUUCAAAUUCUGGACUCUGGUCCUGUUCCUGUCACCCUGCUCUGGACUCUGUUUGUUGGAAAUAGGCAACCUUCUCAAGCCUCCUCUGUUUAAUGAUUUGUCUGUAUAUAAUGUGUUUGUUUUAUUACUGAAGUGUAUGUGUGUCCUUGGGUGUGCAGUCUUUCCUAACACUAUGUUUUUGAGGAUGUGGGAGAUGCUGCAGACCAUGUGACCAGAUCAGGGACUGAUUAGAACACAGUUAAGGGAUGUCAGUUGAGAGAUGACCAUUGAAGAUGACAGUUGGAAGUAGACGGUUAUGAAAGAGAGUUGUACAGAGAUGUAUAGUGUUGAUGAGACUUAGAAAGACUGAAAGUUAAAGACGCAAACCAAAAUAA
Anolis carolinensis (green anole) is the source of this 2477-nucleotide messenger RNA. Its product is annotated as zinc finger protein 135. Gene Ontology annotation, molecular function: DNA-binding transcription factor activity, RNA polymerase II-specific; RNA polymerase II cis-regulatory region sequence-specific DNA binding. Gene Ontology annotation, biological process: regulation of DNA-templated transcription. The transcript has 2 exons. NCBI's taxonomy places the organism in Eukaryota, Metazoa, Chordata, Lepidosauria, Squamata, Anolidae. The coding region runs from base 418 to 1740 and encodes 440 amino acids. The record is from RefSeq and is a predicted model, not a curated record.